Molecule: messenger RNA, 567 nt
Organism: Aegilops tauschii subsp. strangulata
Lineage: Eukaryota; Viridiplantae; Streptophyta; Magnoliopsida; Poales; Poaceae
Source: RefSeq, a predicted model, not a curated record
AUGGCUAACUCGCCAGCCCCGCCGCCGCCGCCAGGCUCCUUCGAGCGGCGCGCUGCUUCUCCUCGCCCGCCUGCGUCAACGUCGCCACCGCCCCCUCCACCAACAGCACCUGCUCAACCAUUCGGCUGGCGUCCAAGUCCCAACUACCGGGGCAAAAACUCUAGGCCGCCGCAGUUCCGCACGGCGCCCGCUCCUGCUCCGCCCCCGGCUCCACCAACUGCACCACCACUGCCCCCGGCUUCAUCGCCAUCCGGAUGGCGCCCAUCUCCCGAUCCAUGGACGGGGCUAGUCCAGGCGUGGCCUAUGCCCUGGUCCGCCCCUACGCCAUAUGAUGCCCCGCCUGCCUAUACCGGUGGCUGGCAGCCCGGUGCUCGCCCUCACACAGGCGCGCCCGUCCUCGCGCCCCGACAGCCGACGGCUGCGUACCACGCUGCUCCCUCCUACGCGCCACCGAUCUACAGCACCAGUCCUUAUGCAUCCUAUGGCGCUCCAUCGUCCCCCUACAUGCAGCAGUACAAUGAUGGUGUCUCUCUCUUUACGCCGAUGUCGGCCCUCCUGCCGACGUGA